Messenger RNA from Racocetra persica, 197 nucleotides. The record is from the annotation of a GenBank genome assembly. Lineage: Eukaryota; Fungi; Glomeromycota; Glomeromycetes; Diversisporales; Gigasporaceae.
AAGUUUCUGAGGAAACUUGGUUGAUAGAUACAAUUCAUCAAUUUUUAGAAUCUGCUGUGCAUGAUAUUCCUGGGCUGUCUGUUCACUCCACAUGUGCUACUCUUUUGAGGCACCUUAGAAAUGAAAAAAAUCGUAAACCAGACAGAACUGUAAGAUUAAAACUUGAAGACAAUCAGAACUAUAAGAUUAAAACUUGA